Ostertagia ostertagi is the source of this 1227-nucleotide messenger RNA. NCBI's taxonomy places the organism in Eukaryota, Metazoa, Nematoda, Chromadorea, Rhabditida, Trichostrongylidae. The record is from the annotation of a GenBank genome assembly.
GAUACUCGCAACAACGCCAUCGAGUCAUUGGAGCAAAUUCAGCGUGAAGUGGAAGAGCUGGAGAAAGCCCUACCAAUAACGUUGCCGUCUUCAUCUGAUUUAAUUGAUUUCCAACAAGCUAGAACACCAAAGCUACUCUCCAAACUCGAUGCAAUAUCUGAUGUUCCAGUCGAUUUGCUACCAAAGAAAGAAGAUCUUUCAAAUCGAAUCGACAUGAUUAACAAGAAAUUAGACGAUCAAGUGCAUGAAAUGGAGGAUUUCGAACAGAAAACUGUUGACUUGCAAAACGUUGUUGAUGAAUGCCGUGGUAAACUGAGAAUUCGUGAUACACCUGCUCCUAUCGAUGAUGUGACUAAGGAUGAGCAAGAUCUGUCAGCAAUUCUUGUCGCUGUCGAUUCAAUUCCACAAGAAGAUCUUUCACCGAGGAAUCAAUUGGCUCGAGAUGUGAACAAUAUUAAAGAACAAGUGAAGGGUCAAUUGGCAACCUUGCGGAAAGCUCUACCGGAUGAAAUGAAAGCACGUCAACAACAAGAUGAACUCAAGGAUCGCCUAUCAAGUAUUGCUGAUGCUUUGACAAGAAAACUGAGUGGUGUCGCGGAUGCGUAUCAGCAAUUCGCUACCAGCCCAUCAUCAGUUGUCAGUCACGAUGAUCUCGAUAAGACUCUACCGGAACAAGUGCAGAAGUUGAAGAAGGAAUGUGAUGAGAAGAAGAAGGAUAUCGAACAGAUUGCGCAGUUGAAGUCAGUUGCGCCUGAGAUUCUUCUUCUCAUUUCCGAAAGUCUACAGCAACAACCUGAAGAGAUACCACACAAUCUCAACGAUCAGCAAUCAGUGCUUGAGGAACUCGAGACAAAGAAGCAACGUCUUGAAAAUCUCAUACAAACGAUCCCUGUUGGCGAAGCGACGGAAGAGCUGCGACAGAGGAGCGCAUGGGAUCUGUCGAGACUGAAAGAUCUACUGAAAAGGCUUGGUGAUUCAGUUGGAGAUAAGCUUGCUGCGUUAGCUGCAUUCAAUGUUGCACGCAAAGAUGCUGAAGAUCAACUGUUGAUGAUCACUAGCCCAGAAAGUGACGAUAGAACACCUGAUGAUUUGAAAAAGGACGAAGAAUCGCUUCAAAGACUUCAGCAGAGUAUUUCUCAACUUGACAGUAGCGAUCUGGAUGAUGAACAACGUGAUGAACAUGCCCAACUGUUGGAUCGCAUCAAUAGGACGCUAGCUAUCCUAAAG